Molecule: messenger RNA, 2951 nt
Organism: Mugil cephalus (flathead mullet)
Lineage: Eukaryota; Metazoa; Chordata; Actinopteri; Mugiliformes; Mugilidae
Gene: r3hcc1
Product: R3H domain and coiled-coil containing 1
Exons: 9
Coding region: 1-1308 (435 amino acids)
Molecular function (GO): nucleic acid binding
Source: RefSeq, a predicted model, not a curated record
AUGACACUCAUCCAGCCAAUCGUUUUAUUCUUCAGCGUCCUCAUUGUUGACAAAAAGAGUCGUCCUCCUCCUCCUCCUGUGUCCACCCUGGCGUUUCCCUGUUACGAUGGCAUUUACCUCCCAAGGCAAGAAAAUGAAUUCGUGCACCUUGUUCUGGAAGAGCUGGAAAUAUAUCAACAGAAGAAGAGCCACCGCAAGAGUGUGCUCCUGUUCCCGCCUCUACCGAGCAGACUGCGAUACCUGAUUCACAAGACCAUAGAAGACCUGCCAGAGCUCACCACCUUCUCCGUGGGGGAGAGCUGGUGCCGUAGAGUGGUGGUCUGCCAUUCGGAGCUCAGGGGUGAGGUAGAGGAAGACAGCGACCUGGAAGGCAACAACAGCGUGUGUGAAGAGCCUUCGAGUACUAAGGUGGAGGUAGAAAGCAACGCCAAGUCUAAACCUUCAGUCCCACCGCGGAGCCGCACACCUAAGAGGCCGGACAAGCCCCUCUACAUGCCCCGAGCUGCUCGGCAGAGGCUGUCUUUACAGGCAGACCAAGAGCCACCAAGUUCAGUCUGCUGUAGCGGCAGCUCCGUGAACAGCUCCUGUCCUGAAACUACAGAAGACGCAUCCAGACGGGGAUCGGAGGGCAAUGUUCUCGACCCCUCCUCAGACAGUUCAACGCUGUGUCCUCUGGAAGAGAAACAGAACUUGGAGCUGAGGCUGCAGGAAGAUGAGGCUCUUGUCUUGGAGCAGACUCAGUGCAGCUUCGCUAACAUGACCGUGGAGGAGGACGAGAAAGAACGAGAAGACGCUGGUGACGUGCCGCUAAGCCCGCAGACAGAAGACGCAGACACGGAGGAUGAAACUGAAGAGAUCAAGGCACAUCUAAAAGAGGCAGUAACUUUUUCCAUCGAGCACGUCCACAAUGACUUCUCCAUCUACGAGAACCUGUCUGUGAACUCGGACGACUUCGGCCACGUGAUCGAAAUCUAUGACUUCCCAGCGUUGUUUAAGACCGACGACCUCCUCGACGCGUUCGCGGAGUACAGUGAUGGUGGAAUGAAGAUCAAGUGGGUGGACAACACACACGCAUUAGGAGUUUUCUCCAGCGAGGCUGCAGCCCUCCAGGCUCUCUCCAUCUGCCACCCACUGCUGAAGGUGCGGGCUCUGGCUGAAGGCAGCAAAAAAGCCAGAGGCAAAGCCAUGAGAAGAGCAGAGUUUAUCCAGCCAGUGAAGGAACGUCCCAGGACAGACAGCGCUGUCGCCAGGAGGAUGGUGACCAGAGCCUUGGGCAUACCGGGCCGAGGCCGAGGGCAGCGAUAUUAAAGGGAAUUGCUAACUGGCAUAAAGCACAGGUUAAUUCUCAGGAUAUGGGACAAGACGUCGUACAGUGUGUUGCAUGUAGAUAAUAUAAUGAACUUUGUUGAAGUUGGACACUAAAUAUCGUUUUCAAAAGCCAGUGUUUAAAGUGAGUGACACUGUUAGAAAGAGACCAUAUAAAAUGAAUGUUAUACUAGACUCAGAUGUUUUGUUUUUUUUUUUUUUUACUGCUUUGUUCAUUUUAAAACUGUUUCCUGAAACAAAUUUAUUUACAGUGGUUAUAGAAAGUGUAUAACUCCUGUUAAAACAGCAUUUUUGUUGUGCAGUGUCACUGAAUCUUCAACCUACUCAAAGCCAAUGAGAAUCAAAGUGACAUUUGAACCAAACUUAAUGAACAUUAUUCGAAUUAUCCUGAGAUUCAACAGUGACUCACUCUUUUUGGGUACGAGUUUAUCGGUUUGAGACAUCUUGAUGUGGGAUUAUUUCCCCUAAUCUUCUUUGCAAAAUGCUCCAGACUGGUCAGAUUGUGAUUUCCCCCCGGCACGGAUACCUUUAAGCUACUGUGCUGUUUUUAGCUCGAAACGUACUUUUACAAUUAUGGGCAAAACGUUGAGCGUUGGUCUCAUCAGAUCAGAAGUUAGAUUUGGACGGACAGACUUUUUGGGAGACUGGAUAUGUUUUUAGUUAAUUUUAGCCUUUUUCUGUUGUGUGUCAGAGAAGGUUUGCUUUUUACCACAGACGGAUAAAGAACAGAGAAGACAGUUGUUGGGAACAACCAGUUCUUGGCAGAAAGAGAUGCAGCAUCCUUUCAUGUGAAGGAAUGUCCCCUUUGUCUUUGUUGUGCCAUAUUUACUCCACUUGUUAAAGUCUGUCUUCACUUGGUCCCAUGCUAAUGCCUCGGACAUCUAUGGUUUCCCUCUGAGGGGUGUGUGGCCCUUUGCUUUUGUAUUCGUCAUAUCUUUUAUCACGAGACAUAUCAGGUGUGUCAUUUACCCAGAUAUAACAGGGUGUCCUCGUAUAAACAGUUAGUCUUUUAUUUUUAUAUAUGUUGUAUUUUUUUCCAAUUAAAUGCGCCAGAGUUCACAGAUCGUUAGUCAAUUACGCUGUUUAACAGGAGUGUGUCGGCUUUUCAUACCCACUCUGUUUAACAUAUGUAAAUAUCAUUCUGUUUAUAUUAUAGACUAAUUAAAACAUAACUGUCCAUCACUCCACUAGAUAGAAAUGUUUUUCUGGAAGUCUUUGCAAACUUGUAAUGUGAGAGCAUUUCUACCCGUUACUGUUCAGUUAUUUUAAUGCCGUUUUUUUUUUUUUUUUAAUGUGUAUAAUAACGUUCUAAAUUGUAAAAGAUUGUUGUUUUGUAUUAAAAAAAAAAAAAAAUUUUUGAUGUGCUGAGUUUUUAAGUUCCUGAUGAGAGAGAUGUAUGUUUCUCUGUAACUCAUUAGAUAGACUUUGUUAAUUUGCAGAUUCUCAUAAUUUAUAUUACACUAGUUUCAGAGUUGCGUCAUUUUAGGUGAACGUAUUGAGCUUUGAAAUCAAAUCUUAUUGCAAAAACCAGACAUCUGCAUCACAUCGUAAAGAAAGUGUAAAGAAAUAUACCCAAUUUUAGAGCACAGGAACAUGAAACAAUAAGUUAUUAUUGAAUGUUUGGA